This is a messenger RNA of Penaeus vannamei (Pacific white shrimp), 1684 nucleotides long. NCBI's taxonomy places the organism in Eukaryota, Metazoa, Arthropoda, Malacostraca, Decapoda, Penaeidae. The record is from RefSeq and is a predicted model, not a curated record.
AUGGUUGCUAUGCCCGGGAUAGAUUCGGUACACGCGUGGCGCUUCGCAAUCAUCGACUUUCGAACCUUUAACACUGUCACAAUCCGGCUUCGUAAGGUGCCAGCGGUUGCAGCAAACCAUGUAGAUCACAUCAAAAGACACGGCCACUUUAAUGUAGCCUUGACUCAUCACCCCUUUCAUCACAUUUCUCUUUGUUUGGUUAGCGUGCAAGGGGAGUGUCGUCCAUUGAUUACCUGUGGCAGACAGGUUGGAGUCAUUAGACCAGACGUCGCCUGCUGCCUUCUGGACUACCCCCAGGUCUUCACUGCCACGCCGGAUGCUUUCAUUAUCAAUCCGCAGUUGAAUUCCUACGCCUCGAGAUCGAGCGCCCUCGACUACGUGCUGCGCGACCUCCGGGCCAAGAACGUGCUGCUGGCCCUCCGCGGGUGGCGCGAGGAGUGCUUCAACGUGUGGGCCGAUUUCGGGGCCGAGCCGCUCUUCAAGAUCGAAAGGUCUGCGGCGACUGUAUUGGGCGUAAGGGCGUAUGGUGUCCACGUGACAGGUUACACAUAUCGAGAUGGCAAGAUGAUGAUAUGGUUGCAGAAAAGGUCAAUAGAUAAGCCUACCUACCCCGGCAUGAUGGACACCAUGGUCGGCGGUGGCCUAACAGCAGGACUGAAGCCUUCUGACGUGUAUCUAAAGGAAGCCUACGAGGAAGCCUCCCUCCCUGAACACCUGCUCAAGAAUGGCCGACAGGCUGGAACAGUCGCAUUUUUCACGGAGUCUGAGCGCGGCCUGCAUGCCAACACAGAGUUUGUGUACGAUGUUGAACUUCCUUCCGAUUUCACCCCGUCCAAUAAUGAUGGAGAAGUAGAAGGCUUUGAAUGCAUUCCAGUUGAGGAACUCCUCGAACGGGCCACGUCCAGCAAAUACAAGUUGACAUCCGUGCCAGUGGCUGUGGAUUUCUUAGUUCGCCAUAGUUACAUCACGCCAGAAACUGAAAAGGAAUUCCCUACACUCAUGGAGCUCUUACAUGUUCCACUAAAUCAGCUGUAUCGAAGAUGGCCACACAACAGGUUCCAGGCCUCGCCUACUCCUUCACUUAUUACAGAUGUUUGAGUGUGGAAUUUGCUGAUAUAUGUUUGAGGGAAAAAUAGUAAAGUACUAAUUUUAUGUCGGUAAUUUCUCUGUUGACUGGAUUUUUAUAUUUUUAUUCUUAAUUCUUUAGCUAGAAAGGUGAAAUCAAAACAAAAUACGCCAAAAACAGCAGCUGUAAGUUUUAUUACAGUUAGUUCAUCUUUUGGUAAUAGAUUUUAUGUUUUGUAAAACCAUUUCUCUAAAAGAAAAUCUGCUCCUUUUUCUUACUUUAUAAACUACUUUUAAGAUACUUUUUUUAAUAUGACAAUGAAAUAUAGUUCAAUACAUAUAGUUUGUAAUGUGUAAAAAAAAAGGAUAUAAAAGGAAUAUUUUAUUAGAUAUUGCUAAGUACUUCAGUAUUUAAAUAUGCCUCAAGAUGAGAAGACAAAAAUAUCUUUUACACAGGUUAUGAGUGAAAUAAACAGUAUAUAUAUAUAUAUAUGAAUUGUAAGCAAAAAUAAUGUUUCAAAUGUGGUUUCUUUUAUUUUAAUUAUCUGAAGUAUAAGAGUAUCAAUUUCCUGUGUGUCUGUACAUUUUUGCAUGCUCCUCAGUUGCAAACUUGAAUGCC